Messenger RNA from Cuscuta europaea, 317 nucleotides. The record is from the annotation of a GenBank genome assembly. Lineage: Eukaryota; Viridiplantae; Streptophyta; Magnoliopsida; Solanales; Convolvulaceae.
CUUAAGCACACCAAAACUAACUAGCUCAAUGGCUGGAGUUAGUAAGCUAAUGCUCAGCCUUCUCAUUUUGGCAUUUCUUCUUUCGUCUGCCGUUCAACCCACGGAUGCUUUCCGACCAACUCCCACCACCCGCAUUGACGGCGCUUCUGACAAAAUUCCUACUGGCAAUUUUUAUCACCCUACUUCUGGCGGCGGCGCAUCCUCACAUGUUGAUGCUUUCCGACCAACUACUCCCGGCAACAGCCCCGGCAUCGGUCACCACCGUGUUGCCCCCACCUUGAGUAAUAAUGAUAAAAUUAAAGCCGUUGGUCGUCCUA